GAAUAAACGAAAAAUAUUCAGGGAAACGAGACGACAUACAGUUACAGAGACGAGCACUGCUCUCAAGCUCCGGGAAUUCACCUUUCAAUAUUAACCUUCCACUCAACAUAGUCAGAGAACAGCUGCAUUAUCGUAUUUUAUUGUAUCUAAGAAUCUUAUCUUGUAAAAAUCGCGCCAACAGGCUAUACCCAUCAUCAUCUUCAUACCGACUAAAAAAUCUGAAUCGAAUCGGCAAGCCAAAAGAAGUUCCACCAACCAUGGCCGACGACAUGAACGCCGUCCGCGCAUUUGUUAAGGCAACAUCUCUAAGAGCAUCUACAUCCAUCAUACGUCCAAACAAAUAAACAUCUUUUCUACGUGAACAAGAGUCAUUUCGCUCCCAGGAUGAAGAACUUUGAUUUAGAGUACGAUCGAGAGGAAGACAAUACUUAUAGAUUUAGGUGUGCCUAUAUGCACUUCAUCACCCACAAUUAUCUUUUAUCCUUCUUGAACCUGAACGGCGUUCAGUGAACCCUCGAGAACGUUCUAGCUCUAACGAUACUGUCCGCAUCCUCGACCGUCGCGCAGCACUCCUUCUCUUAAGAGGACUUCAGACAUUUUUUCCAUUUCAUAUUUGAGCGCUGCAUUUGGCAAAGUUGAAAAAGAAACGUGUCAAAUAUGCGUGGAUGAAUUUUCGUAGCCUCUAACUCUGGGACUUCUCUUGUCGGCUUUGCUCCGGGACUUCUCUCGUCGGCUUUUACUUUAUUCUUUGCACCACGUGAUAGCGGUCGAUUUCGUAUCUCCGGCUCUGGAAUCGUGCUCGCGCGCCAAGGAAGCUGCUGUGUGGCUAGUUACUGGAGGAGUGCUAUCCUUAAGACUCGCAAGAGAAACAGACAGAAUACGAAUGAGAAUGUGAAUAAAAAAAAUAACUCACAGAAAACAUUUUCCUCUUUCUUGUCCCGGAAAACACGUGGUCAACGAUGCUUAAUGAAGAGAAGAGUAUACUUCUACUUCAUCUCAGGAAAUAUGUCCCUUGUCCCACUUUUCUCUGAGGGACAGAUGAUUGAAAGAAAAACGUCAACAAAGACGCUUUUCUUUCAGAAGGCAUAAAUAUACCUAUACUUCUUAGCGUUAGAACUUACUUGUUAGGUAAGAGCGGUAGGGUCUAAUAUAUGCUUUUUUCACGAAUCUGGGUGCAGCAGCGGCUCCGAUUGCGCGGAUGUUGUUGCUCUUAGACGUGUUGUACGAUGCCACGUUCAACAAUGUCGAUGCUGAAGCUGAAUUGCAAGACAAUGCUCGAGCUGAUUUGCAAGACAAUGCUCAAGCUUAUUUGCAACACAUGCGAAGGGAAUUCGGACACCCCCGCCUAGCGCGCGCGGUAUUGUCAUUCUAGACGUUUAUUGCAUUUGCUUCUCGUUGGUACUUCUACUUUCUUUCAUCUGUAUUUGAGUUCUUGGCUCUGCUUUCCCUUUCAGGUGUCACUUACAUAUUUCUCAUUUUCUUUUUAGUCUUAGCAUUAGCCAACCAGCUUUGACUCUGACUGGUACUGGUUUCUUUCUUGAUAUAACCAUCCAGCGUCCUGCCUCAGCCUCCACCUAUACCUAAUCUAGUUCAGGAGAUCUUGAUCUAUCUCCAACAUCUUGUCCAACGUGAAAUAACUUCUACUUCGUGUUCCUUCGUUUAUUUUCAUGGUCAGGAAGAGGCUCUGAACUACAUCCACACCGACGUUAGAGACGAGCUUCUACUUCGUUUUUCAUGACCAGGAGCAGGUGGAGUGUUUACAACACUUGCACGCUGCCGGCAACAAAACUUCUUCGGCAGCGUGCCAAUGUAUAAAUAUGUAAAGGCUAAGUAAUUGAUUUCAAUUCUUCUAUACCCCAUGAUCGGGUAAACUACUAUUUCUACUAGGAGGAGGAGCGGCGUGUGAAGCGUGGUCUCAGGAAGACGGUCGAACAGAUGGAGGAGGAAACAGGACGCAUUGUUUGCCGCAAAUGGCUAAGAAUGGGACACUGCCUAGAGGGCUGCAAAUGUAAAAACUGGCAUCCGAAAGAAGAGGACUGCUAUCCCAUGAUGCUGCCCCUUCCGGUCGAUCCGACUCGUGCUCCACAAGUGUUACGAUUUUGCUUAUUAAUUAGAACUCUACCACAGGCGCAGUCAUUGUGUUAUCUUCUUCAUUGUCAUAUUUUAAAGAACUAUUAUGAAAUGCAUAGAAGGCACAAGGAAGUGGAUGCGUCAGCUGUAGCGGCAAUAGACUCCGUUAGUGGUCUUCUCUACAGUUCCACUCCGUCUAGAAAUAUAGACUUUGAAAAGUCCCAGGUAUAUCUCAUUAUUAUAAAAUGCAUGAUGAUGGCAAUGUUGUAACUACCACGUUGUCCUCGUCCUCCGUGAUCGGUUUCUAAUGUAUCCGUUGCGGUUCCGCUGA
Amoebophrya sp. A25 is the source of this 2401-nucleotide messenger RNA. Lineage: Eukaryota; Dinophyceae; Syndiniales; Amoebophryaceae. The record is from the annotation of a GenBank genome assembly.